This is a messenger RNA of Vicia villosa (hairy vetch), 714 nucleotides long. RefSeq lists its product as uncharacterized. Lineage: Eukaryota; Viridiplantae; Streptophyta; Magnoliopsida; Fabales; Fabaceae. The record is from RefSeq and is a predicted model, not a curated record. Bases 1 to 714 code for a protein of 237 amino acids. The transcript is spliced from 3 exons.
AUGAAAGAAAGAAUCAAAGAACUAGGAUUAAGCUUGGUUCUCCCGGAUGUCAUUGAUGAAGAACAAAGUGCCUUUGUCCAAGGUCGUUUGAUAAUGGAUAAUGCCCUCAUUGCCAUGGAAUGUUUCCAUUGGAUGAAAAAGAAGAUAAAAGGAAAACGGGGAGUGAUGACGCUUAAGCUCGACAUGUCGAAGGCGGGGCUUUUAAAUGGUCAACUUCGUUGCAAUAUCACCCCUGGGAGGGGUCUCAGGCAAGGGGACCAUCUCUCACCUUACCUUUUCAUUUUAUGCGUUGAUGUUCGUUCAGGUCUGUUGAAGAAGGAGGCUUGUGACUUGAAGAUUCAUGGCACUCGUAUCGCUAGGCAGGCUCCAACCAUUUCCCACUUGCUGUUUGCUGGUGACAACCUUUUGUUCACUAGGGCAACUCCUCAGGAAGAUGAUAAUAUUAUGGCCAUUCUUCACAAGUAUCAAGUAUCUUCUGGGCAGGUUGUAAAUCUGGACAAAUCUGAGGUAUCUUUCACUCGUAAUGUUUGUGAAGAGUCUAUGGAGUUAUUACGGGCUAGGAUAGGAGUUAGAUUCGUUAUUACUCAUUCCAAAUAUUUGGGACUUCAGAAAGAUGGUUAUGGAAAGCCUAUCAUGACAUUGUUUAUCGCGAUUCAUGUGUGGCUGCUCGCUCUUUCCUUUCCUUGUCCAACUGCUAUAAGCGGCAUUGCUUAG